Mauremys reevesii (Reeves's turtle) is the source of this 3414-nucleotide messenger RNA. RefSeq names its product interferon induced with helicase C domain 1 (gene IFIH1). Gene Ontology annotation, molecular function: single-stranded RNA binding; zinc ion binding; double-stranded RNA binding. The transcript has 16 exons. Bases 331 to 3387 code for a protein of 1018 amino acids. NCBI's taxonomy places the organism in Eukaryota, Metazoa, Chordata, Testudines, Geoemydidae. The record is from RefSeq and is a predicted model, not a curated record. Gene Ontology annotation, cellular component: cytoplasm. Gene Ontology annotation, biological process: response to virus; innate immune response; positive regulation of interferon-beta production.
CGGCAGGAAUCGAAAUCGAAAGUGGCUGGCUGGCGAAGUUUAAAAGCGCCGUGCGGGUCCCCUGCUCAGCAGAACUUCGGAGGCACGGGGCGGGGCACCCCGGAGAGGCGUGUCCAGGCCACCACCGUGUCCCCAGCCGGCCCGCACCGACCCCGAGAGAAGCCCAAAGGCUGAGGGUUAGCAAGGGCCGAGCGCAAGGGGAGAACCGCAGCCACCCGCCCCCGUCCAAGCGGCUAGGACCUGAGCGCCGGAGAAGCGCAGGGAACCUCCCCCUUCCCUGGGACGAGGGACUCCCUGAGCAAGGGGGAGCUCCGUGGCUUUAGCCCUGUCAUGGUGACUCCGGGCGCAGAAGAGAUGUCGGCCCUAUCGCCUGCGGAGCAGUUCCUCUAUCUGAUCUCCUGCUUCAGGGACCGGCUCACGCAGAUCAUACGGGUGGCACCGGUGCUGGACCGCCUGGCCACGCUGAGCCUGCAGGAGAAGGAGCGGAUCCGGGCGGUCGCUGCGCAGCAGGGCGACCCGCAGGCGGCUGGGGAGCUGCUGGACGCGAUGGCGCGGGGCUGCCAGCAGCAGGGCUGGAUCCAGGAGUUUGUCACUGCGCUGCAGCAGGGGGGCAGCGACCUGGCCGCCUGCUACGUGAACCCCAGCCUGAGCGAGCUGCCCUCCCCGGCAGAGGAGGCCGAGCACGAUGUGUGCGUGCACCUGGUGCAGCUGCUCUGUGGCACCCUGGUGGACAAGCUGAAGAGCGUGCAGGUCGCCAACAAGUGUGUGGAGAAGAGACUCUUCCAGGGCGAUGACCUGGAGCGGAUCUUAGCUGCAACUGAAAAUCGUGGGGAUAGGGAAGGUGCACGGGAGUUGUUAAGUAGAAUAAUAAAGAAGAAAGAUUGGUUCUCUCCAUUUUUGGCUGUCCUGCGUGAAACUAAGCAUGGAAACCUUGCAGAUGAACUAAGUGGAAAUGUACCAGAAACAGAAAACAAAGAAAAUGGGAUCAAGCAGCGAGCUACUACAGAUGAGGACGUGGAAGCUGAAGAGCUGUUGGCCUCUGAAGUAGGGGAGGAGCUGAAGCAGAGUGAUGAAAUGAAUGAUAGUCUGGCCAGUCAGAGCAUUAUAUUAGGAACAUCUUUUGAAGACACUUCUCUAGUUUCAGAGUCUGAUGUCAGUUUGCCAGAUGCAAGUGUCAGUUGCUUAAAUGAAAGCUUGGGACACAGUAGCGCCACAAGUGGCGAUUCAGAUGAGGACAAUAUGGACAAAAGAGCUUCCCCUGAACCAGAGCUGAUUCUCAGAGAUUACCAGAUGGAGGUUGCGAAACCAGCACUGAAUGGGGAGAACGUUAUAAUAUGUCUCCCUACAGGCAGUGGUAAAACCAGAGUGGCUGUUUACAUUACCAAAGAGCAUUUGGAUAAGAAGAAAAGAGCAUCAGAGCCUGGAAAAGUUAUAGUACUUGUGAAUAAGGUACCAUUAGUGGAGCAGCAUUUCAGAAAAGAGUUCAAUCCAUUCCUAAAGCAUUGGUAUCGGGUUACUGGAUUAAGCGGUGAUUCUCAGCUGAAAAUCUCCUUUCCUGAAGUUGUAAGAAAGAAUGAUGUCAUUAUCAGUACUGCCCAGAUCCUUGAGAAUUCACUGCUGAAUGCAACCACAGAAGAUGAUGAAGAAGGUGUCCAGUUAUCAGACUUUUCUCUCAUUGUUAUUGAUGAAUGCCAUCACACCCAGAAGGAGGCCGUCUAUAACAAUAUAAUGCGACGUUAUUUAAAAGAAAAGAUGAAAAACAAUAGAUUCAGAAAAGAAAACAAACCCCUGAUUCCACAGCCUCAGAUCCUGGGACUAACUGCUUCACCUGGUGUAGGAGGGGCAAGAACUCCUCAGAAAGCUGAAGAACAUAUUCUGAAAAUUUGUGCUAAUCUUGAUGCAUCUAGACUCAUGACUGUUGAAGAACAUGCCUCCCAGCUGAAAGAUCAGGUGAAGGAACCAUAUAAGAAGUUCGUGAUUGCAGAUGACAAAAGAAGGGAUCCCUUCAGAGAGAAAAUUACAGAAAUCAUGACAGAAAUUCAAAAUUAUUGUCACCUUAACCCAACAUUUGAAUUUGGAACUCAGCCCUAUGAACAGUGGGCGGUUAAAGAGGAGAAAAAAGCUGCAAAAGAAGAAAACCGUAAAGAACGUGUUUGUGCGGAGCAUUUAAAGAAAUAUAAUGAUGCCCUGCAAAUUAAUGACACUAUCCGAAUGAUUGAUGCAUACAACCACCUCAAUAACUUCUAUAAGGAGGAGAAAAGCAAGAAAACAACAGUAAAUGAAGAUGAUGAUGAACCAAUAGCAUCAAAACUAGAUGAAACAGAUACGUUUCUGAUAAAGUUAUUUUACGCAAAAAAGAAACAGCUGAAAGAGUUGGCUAGAAAGCCGGAAUAUGAAAAUGAGAAGCUGACACAAUUGCGAAACACCUUAAUGGAGGAGUUUACAAAGACUGAUGAAGCUAGAGGAAUUAUCUUCACAAAGACUCGGCAAAGUGCAUUUGCCCUUUUUCAGUGGAUUAAGGACAACACAAAAUUUGAAGAAGUGGGAAUUAAAGCUCACUACCUUAUUGGAGCUGGGCAUAACAGUGAAUUUAAACCCAUGACUCAGAAUGAACAAAGGGAAAUAAUCAGUAAAUUUCGUGCUGGAAACGUCAACCUACUUAUUGCUACUACUGUGGCUGAAGAAGGCCUGGAUAUCAAAGAGUGUAACAUAGUUAUCCGCUAUGGUCUUGUCACCAAUGAAAUAGCUAUGGUGCAGGCCCGGGGUCGAGCUCGAGCUGAUGAGAGCACCUAUGUACUGGUGGCAUCAGGUGGAUCGGGAGCUGUUGAACGUGAAAAUGUUAAUAUAUUUCGUGAGCAAAUGAUGUAUAAAGCUAUUCGACGUGUCCAAAGGAUGCGACAGGAGGAAUAUUUAAAUAAGAUUCAGGGCUUUCAGAUGCAAAGUAUAAUGGAAAAAAAAAUGAAGGCGAAGAGAGAUCAGCUUAAGACUUACAAGGAAAAUCCAUCACUAAUAACUUUCCUUUGCAAAAAUUGCCACAAACUGAAAUGUUCUGGGGAAGACAUACAAGUUAUAGAAAACAUGCAUCAUGUCAAUGUGAAAAAGGACUUCCAGGACCUUUACAGCAUAAGAGAAAAUAAAACACUGCAAGAAAAACAUGCCGAUUACCAAACAAAUGGUGAAAUUAUCUGCAAAGACUGUGGGCAAGCUUGGGGAAAUAUGAUGGUGCACAAAGGUGUAGACCUGCCUUGCUUAAAGAUCAGAAAUUUUGUAGUUGUGUUCAAGGAUAAGAAAACCUCAAACAAAAUUUUCAAAAAAUGGGGAGAGCUACCAAUCAAGUUCCCUGUCUUUGAUUAUUCAGAGCAUUAUGUUUCCAGUGAUGAAGAUUAAGAAUUCAUUCAAGGAUGUAAAGAAAUG